GUUUUAUUUUGGAUAUAGAUUCUGUUCAAUUUAAUGGUGCCACAUUGACUAUUUUGGUAUGCACAGCACCCCAAGGACGAGUGUCAUGCUCCCAAACCGGCCCCUUCUUUUUCGGGAUUCAAUUUUUUAAAAUUUUAUAUAUUUAAUUUUAAUAAAAUUGUUUAUAAAUAUUCUUCUAGUUUUCUCAGCCACAUGGACAAAUAAAGAAUAGAGAAAGGGUGAGCCAAUUGUGAGGUAGAAAACGAAGAAAUUGUGGGAAAAGCUUUCAUUCAAAGUCUGAAGCAAGCAAAUCCGUGUAUAUAUAAAUAUAAAGCUUAAGAAGAAACCCUCUUGGGCCUUUCUGGAGUCCCCAUUUUUCCUUGUAUACGGUUUCAACUAUGAUGAAAAUUAAUGUUAUAUUUAUGUAAAAGGGUGCGUCUCUGUAUGUUUCAGGGGUUGAAACGAUUUUGGAUUUUAACCCUUUAAACUGCUGCAAGGAGCCUUCUUUUGCGGUUUUCUCUUUUUGAGGCUAAAGAAGGCUCUUGCGCGUUCGGGAAGAGGCCGUUGAUUUUGUAAAAAGAAGGGAGAAAAUGAUCAGAUUAUGGAUUUCGUAUCUGCAAUUGGUGGAGCUGUUUGUGAGCUCGUUGGUUCAUUUGCUUUAUGGGUUUUACAUAUUUAGCUCUGCUGUUGCUGGAGAUCUCUCACAGGUGCUCAAUGAAUAUUUUCACAAGCCUAAUGUGAAUCCUGAGGUCAAAGGGGGUGGAAGAGAAGCCAAUGCUAAUGAUCUGCCUCCUAUUGUGUUGGUUCAUGGAAUUUUUGGAUUUGGCAAAGGGAGAUUGGGAGGUUUAUCGUACUUUGCUGGGGCAGAGAAGAAAGAUGAAAGGGUUCUUGUACCUGAUUUGGGGUCUUUAACUAGUGUCUAUGAUAGGGCUCGAGAAUUGUUCUAUUAUUUGAAAGGUGGACAAGUUGAUUACGGUGAAGAGCACAGCAAUGCUUGUGGACACUCGCAGUUUGGACGAAUCUACGAACUAGGGAACUACCCUGAGUGGGACGAGGAUCAUCCUAUUCAUUUUGUUGGGCACUCAGCUGGAGCACAAGUUGUUCGUGUCUUGCAACAAAUGCUUGCUGAUAAGGCAUUCAAGGGGUAUGAUACUUCAGAGAACUGGGUAUUAAGUAUCACUUCCUUAUCAGGAGCAUUUAAUGGGACUACAAGAACCUACUCAGAUGGCAUGCAGCCAGAAGACGGGAGAACAAUGAAACCUAUUUGCCUGCUACAGCUUUGCCGCAUUGGCGUGAUAAUAUAUGAUUGGUUUGACAUUUCCUGGCUGAAGAACUACUACAAUUUUGGGUUUGAUCACUUUAACAUGUCAUGGAGAAAGAUGGGUGUAUGGGAUCUUGUUGAUUGCCUAUUGGGGAAUGCAGGUCCAUUUGCUUCAGGAGAUUGGAUCCUCCCCGAUCUUACAAUUCAAGGGUCUAUAAGAAUCAACUACCAUCUGCAUACUUUUCCAAACACAUACUACUUCAGCUACGCCACCAAGCGUACAACAAAGAUCAUGGGUUUUACAGUUCCUUCAAGUAUAGUUGGAAUUCACCCCUUGCUUUUCGUAAGAGUUUUGCAGAUGUGCCAGUGGCGCCAUCCUUCAGAUGUUCCUCCUCCUUAUAAAGGAUACAGGGAUGAGGACUGGCAAGACAAUGAUGGGGCACUAAAUACAAUAUCCAUGACUCAUCCUCGCCUCCCAAUUGAACACCCUAAUUGCUUGGUUGAAAAGGAUUCGGACUGCCAACCCGUACAAACUGGCAUCUGGUACUACAAGUACGUGGAGGGUGAUCACAUACUAUUCAUUAUUAAUCGGGAGAGAGCCGGAGUGCAGUUUGACUUAAUCUAUGACAGCAUUUUCCAACGCUGUAGGAAGCACGCAUUUAGAAAGAACCCUCCAACAUUACCUAAUGAAGUGCAUCACUAGCUCUACAUUUUUUACUCUCCCUUAUUCAAUUAAAAGAGAUAUAUGAAAAAACAAAAUUAAAAAAUAGGCCAUUCAUUCCGUUAGAUGCCCCUUCUUCACCUUUCUAAAUGUAAAUUUUACCCCACGAUUUCCCUUAUUUUUAUACCAUUUCUGCAAUUUGUAGGACUCGGAUAUUUUAAGCCUUAGUCAAUAGGUUGUCACAAACUUUAUAGUGUACACAAUCUUCUUAAUAUUAAUAUCAUGAAUUGUUCAAGCUU
Abrus precatorius (Indian licorice) is the source of this 2200-nucleotide messenger RNA. RefSeq names its product lipase-like. The record is from RefSeq and is a predicted model, not a curated record. Bases 570 to 1943 code for a protein of 457 amino acids. The transcript is spliced from 8 exons. NCBI's taxonomy places the organism in Eukaryota, Viridiplantae, Streptophyta, Magnoliopsida, Fabales, Fabaceae.